AUGGCUCAAGGCGACAGCAGAGUACCACACGCGCCUACACGGUGCCCCUUCAGGUCAGGCGGCCGAGCUCGUGAUGGAGAAGACGAAGAGAGUCCAGAAGCAGCCGUUUUCCAGCUACCAGUGGCUGAAGUUGUCGUUGGCAACCCAAAUGCCAUCGUUGGCAAGUUCACGCCUGCCGUGGCUGCUGAUAAUGAUGUCAAAUUUCUUCCGAACCCAUCAAACUGGGUGAGCCCGAUGAAGUGGUUUCGAAAAACAGAACCCUGGAAUUUGUCAAAGAACCAGCUGAGUGAUCCAACGAUUCCCUCCUUUUGA
Messenger RNA from Fusarium poae, 312 nucleotides. RefSeq lists its product as uncharacterized. The coding region runs from base 1 to 312 and encodes 103 amino acids. The record is from RefSeq and is a predicted model, not a curated record. The transcript is spliced from 2 exons. Lineage: Eukaryota; Fungi; Ascomycota; Sordariomycetes; Hypocreales; Nectriaceae.